Fonsecaea nubica is the source of this 1710-nucleotide messenger RNA. Its product is annotated as methylmalonate-semialdehyde dehydrogenase (acylating). Gene Ontology annotation, molecular function: malonate-semialdehyde dehydrogenase (acetylating, [NAD(P)+]) activity; methylmalonate-semialdehyde dehydrogenase (acylating, NAD+) activity. The transcript has 2 exons. NCBI's taxonomy places the organism in Eukaryota, Fungi, Ascomycota, Eurotiomycetes, Chaetothyriales, Herpotrichiellaceae. The record is from RefSeq and is a predicted model, not a curated record. Gene Ontology annotation, biological process: L-valine catabolic process; thymine catabolic process. Gene Ontology annotation, cellular component: mitochondrion. Bases 1 to 1710 code for a protein of 569 amino acids.
AUGGCUGCUCGUCGGUCUCUCCUGCGCGCUGUCCCCGCAUUGACAGCAAGACGAGCCACCGCACCAGCUGCGUCUCAUCUCUCAGCAUCUCUCAGAAUGUCGCCGAACGAGCAGAUUGCCAGGCGCCGACUUCAUGCGACUACGCGCCAACUCGCUGCCACCAGCACUGCCGUCGCCGACUAUCCUACCUCUCACGAACAGAUCACCAAUGUUGUUAACACACACAACUUCAUUGACAACCAAUUCGUCCCCUCUGAAACCUCCCAAUGGAUCGACCUCCAUGAUCCUGCCACCAACAAUCUCGUCACUCGAGUGCCUCAGUCCACCGAUGCCGAAUUGAAGGCCGCUGUCGCCUCCGCGGAGAAAGCCUUCCCAGGAUGGCGAGCGACAUCCAUCAUAAGCAGACAACAAAUCAUCUUCAAGCUGACCCAUUUGAUUCGCCAGAAUAUGGACCGACUGGCCGCCUCCAUCACCCUCGAACAGGGCAAGACUUUUGCUGAUGCCAAAGGUGAUGUCCUUCGCGGUCUGCAAGUCUGUGAGACUGCCUGCGGCAUCACCACUCAAAUGACUGGUGAAGUCAUUGAGGUGGCAAAAGAUAUGGAAACUCGUUCAUAUCGCGAACCCCUGGGCGUGGUGGCAGCCAUCUGCCCCUUCAAUUUCCCCGCCAUGAUCCCGUUGUGGAGCAUUCCUCUCGCUACCGUGACUGGCAACUGCUUGAUCCUCAAGCCCAGCGAGCGGGACCCUGGUGCUGCCAUGAUCCUCGCUGAGCUGUGCAAAGAAGCUGGGUUCCCCGAUGGCGUGGUCAACAUUGUCCACGGUGCGGCCAAGACGGUCGACUUCAUUAUCGAUGAACCAGCCAUCAAGGCCAUUUCCUUCGUUGGCUCGAACCGAGCUGGUGAAUAUAUCUACACUCGUGGUAGCGCUCAGGGCAAGCGUGUCCAGGCCAACCUGGGUGCGAAGAACCAUGCAGCGGUGCUUCCAGACUGCAACAAGAACCAUGCACUGAAUGCCAUCGCUGGUGCGGCCUUUGGUGCUGCAGGCCAGCGGUGCAUGGCCCUGAGCACGCUCGUAAUGGUGGGUGAAACGAAGGAGUGGGUGCCAGAGCUGGCCGAACGUGCAAAGGCCCUCACCAUCAAUGGUGGAUUCGAACCGGAUGCCGAUCUCGGCCCCUUGAUCAGCCCACAGAGCAAGAAGCGAGUCGAGGAUCUGAUCCAGAGCGCGGUAGACGAGGGUGCAACCAUCUUACUUGAUGGCAGAGGCCAGUACCCGCCUAAAUACCCCAAUGGCAACUGGGUCGGUCCAACCAUCAUUGCCAACGUCAAGCCGCACAUGAAAUGCUAUACCGAAGAGAUCUUUGGCCCUGUCCUCGUCUGUUUGAAUGUUGACACGACUGAGGAAGCCAUUAAGCUGAUCAACUCCAACCCCUAUGGCAAUGGCGCGGCCGUCUUCACACGUUCCGGCCCCACCGCCUCUCUAUUCCAGAAGGAACUUGAGGCGGGCCAGCUUGGAAUCAACGUCCCCAUUCCCGUGCCGCUCCCGAUGUUCAGCUUCACCGGUAACAAGAAGAGCGUGGCAGGAACAGGCGUGGCAAACUUCUACGGCAAGGAUGGCAUUAGGUUCUACACCCAGUGGAAGACUGUGACAAGCCUGUGGAGAGCCGAGGAUGCGUUGGCGACAGAGAAGCAGGUCUCCAUGCCGACACACUCGUAA